This is a messenger RNA of Penicillium oxalicum, 237 nucleotides long. RefSeq lists its product as uncharacterized. The record is from RefSeq and is a predicted model, not a curated record. Lineage: Eukaryota; Fungi; Ascomycota; Eurotiomycetes; Eurotiales; Aspergillaceae. The coding region runs from base 1 to 237 and encodes 78 amino acids. The transcript has a single exon.
AUGCGACUCGAGGGCUCACUGCCCUUCAUGUCCAAGUCGUUGAGAACGUUGGCAGCUGCGACGAUUGUCGUAAGCACGCCACAGGGAUCUAGACCGACAAAGUACGGGUACCUUGGUGGAGUUAUUUGGAAUUGCUGCCCCGAGGGAACAAUCCGAUUCUCCAAACGUGUUCAGUUUCCGCUAAUGACCGGAUCCUUCGACGCGUGCACCGGUAGCUUGGAAUUGACAGGGUACUAG